This is a messenger RNA of Coffea eugenioides, 1899 nucleotides long. RefSeq lists its product as uncharacterized. The transcript is spliced from 9 exons. Bases 142 to 1881 code for a protein of 579 amino acids. Lineage: Eukaryota; Viridiplantae; Streptophyta; Magnoliopsida; Gentianales; Rubiaceae. The record is from RefSeq and is a predicted model, not a curated record.
CAGACUUUCUCUCGAUCAAUAUAUUCUUUGUUCUUCAUGAACAAGUCUCAAAUUCGUUGGGAGCAAUAAAAUCCCAGUUGGUCUCUAACUUUCCACUCUUCCCCUUGUUUUCGUUUUCUGCUUUUAAUCUGUGAAACGAACAUGCCAGCAGAACACUUGAAAGAUUGUUUGAGGACCCUUUACGUGAUAUUUGCAUUCUGCUCUGCCCUCUGUUUGGGUGGUCUCAAAAGUUUAUUGGUGGGUCCAAUUGCUGGUCUAAUACUGAUACUAGGGAAUGUUGGGGUGAUUUUGGGGCUCUUCCCAGCACAUAUUUUAUGGACAGCAUACACUAUUUUCAAGACAAAUAGGUUUGAUGCACCCCUGAAAGUUGCUUUCUUUCUGGCUUUGCCUGCCUUAUUUGGUAUAUGGUUAGGUUUAAGCAUAGCUGGUACUGUCCUUGUUGGAGUGGGAUAUGGUUUUUUCACUCCUUGGGUUUCUGCUUUUGAGGCCUUCAGGCAUGAUGAUGAGUCCAAGAAGUUUUUCCAUUGCGUUGUGGAUGGAACUUGGGGAACUAUCAAAGGAAGCUGCACAGUUGUUCGAGAUUUUGCUGAUCUGUGCUAUCAUUCUUACCCACUUUUCCUUAAAGAAUUGCGUGAAUCCCCCUCUUCAGAGGGGCUUGAAGCUCUUAGGCUCAUCCAUGUGCCAGCAUGUAUCCUUGCUGGGAUUGUGGGGCUUAUUGUCGAAAUCCCUCUGUACGUGGCUAUUGCAAUUGUAAAGAGCCCAUACAUGUUGUUCAAAGGCUGGCAGAGACUGAUACAUGAUCUAAUCAGCCGCGAAGGGCCAUUUCUUGAAACAGCUUGUAUUCCGAUUGCUGGUUUAACCAUCCUUAUGUGGCCACUAGUUGUGAUUGGCAGCAUAAUAAUGGCUGUUUUCUCAAGCUUUUUCAUAGGAUUGUAUGCAUCUGUUGUUGUAUAUCAGGAAAGGUCAUUCAAGAGAGGCAUAGCCUACGCAAUUGCCAUGGUUGCAGAAUUUGAUGAGUACACGAAUGAUUGGCUUUACCUUCGAGAGGGAUCCAUCCUUCCAAAGCCCCGGUAUAGAAAGAAGAAGAUAUCCAAUUCUACGGAAUUUUCUAUCGGACAAAGAUCCUCAGUACAACGAAAAUUUGGUACUGAUUUUACCCAAGCACCAGCCGUAAUUGUACCGAGUUUGUCAUCUUCAAGAUCAGUGAGGGAGGCAAUACAUGAAGUGAAAAUGGUGCAGGUGUGGGGAAAUAUGAUGAGGUCAUGUGAACUAAGGGGCAAAGAGUUAUUGGACGCCAACGUAAUAACACCAGCUGACCUCUAUGAUUCAUUGAAGGCAAAGAAUGGUAAUGAAGCACCCAUUGUAGACAUUGGGUUGCCUUGUUACUCAUUCUUGCAGGCCAUCCUUUACUCCAUUAAAGCUGGAUCAGCUGGUUUAUUGCUUCUUGAUGACCUUGAGAUCACCUACCUGAAUCGUCCUCAAGACAGAUUGCUGGACUGGUUUUUCCAGCCUGUUAUGGUCCUCAAAGAACAGAUCAGAGUAAUUCAUCUCGAAGAAAGUGAGACGAGGUUCCUGGAGAAAGUACUUCUUUUCGGAAGCAAUACUGAACGGUUGAAGGAUUGGGAAAAUGGCAGUUUAAUACCUCAAGAAGCUCUAAGAGCUGCUCAGAUUGAGGGCAUCAGCAGGAGGAUGGUCGGAAUGUUAAGGAGUGUCUCGAAAUUCCCUACCUAUAGGAGGAAAUUCCGACACAUUGUGAAGGCUCUGAUCAUUUAUUCUAUAACUAAGGAGGGAUCGAAUAAGCCUACAUCUUAUCCUCUCACAAAGGAUGGUUCGAUGAGAUCAGCAUCUGUGAGAUCGGUUGCUUCCGUUGAAAUUGUGUAACACACUUUUUUUUUUCUU